Messenger RNA from Mastomys coucha (southern multimammate mouse), 2136 nucleotides. RefSeq names its product MGAT4 family member C (gene Mgat4c). The record is from RefSeq and is a predicted model, not a curated record. Gene Ontology annotation, biological process: protein N-linked glycosylation. Gene Ontology annotation, molecular function: acetylglucosaminyltransferase activity. Lineage: Eukaryota; Metazoa; Chordata; Mammalia; Rodentia; Muridae. The coding region runs from base 559 to 1995 and encodes 478 amino acids. The transcript has 8 exons.
CUGGAGCAGAGACAGUUUUAACUUAGCCAUUCCUAAUUUAUCUCAAGCGUUUUCAAUUCAUCUUCACUGCUCUGUGCACACAGGAACACCAGAUUGCAAUCCCUGGGGAACAGAACGCAACCGGGGAUCUAGAGAGCUGUCACAUUCCAAGAAAUAUUUAAAUUGUGCUGGUUUUCUUCUGGAGAGCUGAGCCCAGGGAAUGAAACUCUCCAACCAGUCGUAGCUUUGCGGGCAAUAGAUCAGAGGAUAUUGCCAGGCUCCUAAUGGAUUAUUGUUAUCGGGCAGGUUUUCUCUGAAGAGUCCUGAUGUCUCCCAGAUCCUAGGCUAAUAUCCAAAGAGGUUUCCUGAGACCUAAGGGGAGAGAUUUGAAGAAGAAAUCUCAUUUAGGGGGAUUGGAGAUCAGCCAGAUCAAUUGUGUGCACAAAGACCUUUUGGAUCUGUCUUUUAAAUCAGGAAUUCCCUCCACAGAAUGCUACAGCAAGGUUGAAGCAUCAUUCCAUCUGGGUGACAAUUGCUUUAUACAGGGCAGAUUAUGUCAUCUUCUUUCUUAAGGAGAGGAUGCUUACAUUUUAUCAAAUGAAAUAUAUUUUUCAAAUACUGGAUAAAAUGAGAUGCUUGCGAAAACGUUCUACAGUGUCAUUCUUGGGAGUUCUUGUUGUUUUUCUACUAUUCAUGAACUUGUACAUUGAAGAUAGCUAUGUUCUGGAAGGCGACAAGCAACUUAUAAGGGAAACAUCGACACAUCAACUUAAUUCUGAACGCUAUGUUCACACUUUCAAGGAUUUAUCAAACUUCUCAGGAACUAUAAAUGUCACCUAUCGCUACCUGGCUGCCACACCUUUACAGAGAAAACGAUAUCUCACAAUUGGACUUUCAUCAGUGAAACGGAAAAAAGGAAAUUAUUUACUUGAAACAAUCAAGUCAAUUUUUGAACAGUCCAGCUAUGAAGAACUAAAGGAAAUUUCAGUUGUAGUACAUCUAGCAGACUUCAAUUCAUCAUGGCGUGAUGCCAUGGUUCAAGAUAUUACACAGAAAUUUGCCCAUCAUAUUAUUGCAGGAAGAUUAAUGGUUAUCCAUGCUCCUGAAGAAUAUUAUCCUGUUCUGGAUGGUCUUAAAAGAAAUUACAAUGACCCAGAAGACAGAGUCAGAUUUCGUUCCAAGCAAAAUGUAGAUUAUGCUUUUCUGCUAAAUUUCUGUGCCAAUACUUCUGACUAUUAUGUGAUGCUUGAAGAUGAUGUCCGGUGUUCCAGAAAUUUCUUAACUGCCAUCAAGAAAGUCAUCGCAUCUUUGGAAGGAACAUACUGGGUAACUCUUGAGUUCUCUAAACUUGGCUACAUUGGUAAACUCUAUCAUUCUCAUGAUCUCCCACGUCUGGCCCAUUUCUUAUUAAUGUUUUAUCAAGAAAUGCCCUGUGAUUGGCUAUUGACUCAUUUCCGAGGGCUACUGGCUCAGAAAAAUGUGAUUCGAUUUAAACCUUCUCUCUUUCAGCACAUGGGGUAUUAUUCAUCCUAUAAAGGAACGGAGAAUAAACUGAAGGAUGAUGACUUUGAAGAGGAGUCAUUUGACAUCCCUGAUAACCCCCCAGCAAGUCUCUACACCAAUAUGAAUGUCUUUGAAAACUAUGAAGCAAGCAAGGCUUACAGUAGUGUUGAUGAGUACUUUUGGGGAAAGCCACCUUCAAUAGGAGAUACAUUCGUUAUUAUAUUUGAAAAUCCAAUUACAAUUAAAAAAAUUAAAGUGAAUACUGGAACAGAAGACCGGCAGAAUGACAUUUUACAUCACGGAGCCCUAGAUGUUGGAGAAAAACUUAUUUUUAGCAAACAAAUAAGACAAUGUGAUACUUAUUUAAGACUAGGAGAAUUCAAAAAUGGAUACUUUGAAAUGUCAGAUGUGAAUCAAAAAAUUCCUUUUGACAUACAUUGCAUGAGGAUAUGUGUCACCAAAACACAGAAAGAAUGGCUGAUAAUUAGGAGCAUCAGUAUUUGGACUUCCUAGUCAAGUAAAUCAGUAUAUUGAGUUUCUGAAGCAGGUCUUCCUGUUUCAAUUUUGUUACCUUCCUCUUUUACAACUUUAGUCUUUUGGAGGGUCACCAAUUGAUGUUCCAAGUCACAAGAAAAAUAAAAUUAUCUAAGCAGU